AUGGCCUCUCUCGUGGCCACCGCCGCCCUGACCGCCAUGGCGCGCACGCUGCCAAUCGGCGAGGUACUCUCGGGCAUCUUUGGAAGCAUCAGCUUGACGGCGUGGAUAUGUCUCCUGAUUCCGCAGCUGCUGGCCAACUACAAGGCCAAGAACGCCGAUGGACUGAGCAUGACAUUUUUAGUAGUCUGGCUCAUGGGCGACGUUUCGAACCUGGUCGGGGCACUACUCACCCGCCUGGCCCCAACUGCGAUAGCGCUGGCCAUCUAUUUCUGCAUCCUGGACGCCGUCCUCAUCAGUCAGUGCCUCUACUACAACACCGUCAACGCGCGACGGCUCGCGAGGGAGGAGGCAGCUGCUCAAGCCGGCGCUUCUGAGGCGUCGCCGCUUCUGCACAGGCGACGCAGCUCGUCCAUCGGCCUGCCCGGCUCUCACCGCCGCCGCUCCACGCACCACGAGUCGUCGAUGGAGCCCAUCAGGAAGAUUGUGACGGGCGAGGACGAGACGCAAGACAGCAAGCCGUGGCUCCACAACACCCUGGGCCUGCUGGCCGUCUACGUCGUCGGAUUCGCGGGCUGGUUCGUCUCGUACAAGGCCGGGGCCUGGGACGGCGACGGUCCGGGGCUUCCCGAAUCGCCCGACGGGAAGACGCAGCCGCUCCAGAUUCUCGGUCUCUUGCUCGGAUAUGCCAGCGCGGCAUUCUACCUCUGCGCCCGGAUUCCGCAGAUUUACAAAAACUUCAAGGAAAAGUCGUGCGAGGGCUUGUCUCUCCUCUUCUUCCUCCUCUCCCUGACGGGCAACCUUACCUACGGCAUCAGCCUCAUCGCCUAUUCGCAGAGAAAGGACGAUCUGCUCAACGCUCUUCCGUGGCUGCUGGGCUCUCUCGGCACCAUGGUGGAAGACGCCACCAUCUUUGUCCAGUUCCGCAUGUAUCGCGACAACCACCGCAGUGCCACCGUGGAGGCAUGA
This is a messenger RNA of Purpureocillium takamizusanense, 966 nucleotides long. RefSeq lists its product as uncharacterized. The transcript is spliced from 5 exons. Gene Ontology annotation, cellular component: fungal-type vacuole membrane. Gene Ontology annotation, biological process: basic amino acid transmembrane export from vacuole. Bases 1 to 966 code for a protein of 321 amino acids. The record is from RefSeq and is a predicted model, not a curated record. Lineage: Eukaryota; Fungi; Ascomycota; Sordariomycetes; Hypocreales; Ophiocordycipitaceae.